Spodoptera exigua (beet armyworm) is the source of this 4675-nucleotide messenger RNA. The record is from the annotation of a GenBank genome assembly. NCBI's taxonomy places the organism in Eukaryota, Metazoa, Arthropoda, Insecta, Lepidoptera, Noctuidae.
GCUCGACUGUGCUACACUGAACACGACACAGAAACUCUCGGACUAUGAAACUACUAGUGUUGACGGCGAUUGUCGCCGUCGUCGCUUCAAAUCCCAUAGGAAAUGAAAAAUGGCCCUGGCAAGUAGGAAAAGAAUACGUCUAUGAUGUUAACACUUACACCUGGACCAAGUUCGAGAAUAGCAACAGCAAUGGCAACGCUUUCAAGUCUCAAUUAGUGAUCCGCGUCCAGGCUCCUGGACAUCUUCUGGCCAAAUUACUAAACCCAUCAUAUGCACAGAUUCAAGGAGUGCUGGAUAUCAACGAUGUUCCUUCUGACUUGAAAUACGAAACUGUUCCGAAACUCGAAGAAGUUUUCGAAAUUUUCGUUGAUGGAGGUCGUGUACUAUCUCUGAAAGUAUCUUCCUCCCUCUCAUCAGCCGAUAAGAACAUACUCAAAGCUUUGAUCAGCGCCCUCCAAGUCGAUUUAUCUACAUUUGGACAUGUGGACAAUUUCCCCAACAGCUUCGACCAAAAUACCUUCCAAGGCCUAUUCAAAAAAUCGGAAGCUGAUGUCACAGGCGAAUGUGAAACUUUAUACGCCAUUUCUCCAGUUUCUGUGGAAGUACGUCGUAACUUGCAAUCGUUUGCUGAAGACCCCAUCGAAAUCACUAAGAGCAAGAACUACGACUCUUGCAAAGUACGUGUCGGUUUGGGCUUUGGUGUCCCAGAGGGAUCUGUUUGGAAUGGACUUGCUUAUGAAAACGAUGAAAGACAGCUGAUCAAGCACACUUCUGAAUCACGUAUUCAUGCUGGUAAACAGGGAACAAUCUACAAAUCGGAGACAUUGGACACUGUAUUUGUAAAUCCUCUUUUGUUCGGAAAACAAAAAGCUGAGGUCUACAGUUACGUAAAUCUUGUUUUGUCUUCUGUAGAGGCAGUAGGCAACACUGAAUGGGUGAAACCGGAGGAGGUUCGUGCAGUUAACUCGCUUUUGUCCUCUGAUGGUGCUGAGUUAUUCUUUAAAGUUAGCCCCGAAAACGUUGUCAAUGCCCAAAAAGUUCUCCAGGAAAUCACUCCACUACUUGAAAACCCUAGCAAUCUGCCCAAAACUGAAUUUUUGUCAAAGUUCAAUGUUCUGGUUCGUUUUAUCAUGUUUAUGGACUCCGAACAAUUAACUCAAAUGACUGACAGCGUUGAAGUCGCAAGGACUUCGGAUAAUGCAGCAAAGAAAAAAAUGUGGGCAAUCUAUCGUGAUGCAGUUGCCCAGGCGGGAACUGUAGCUGCCUUCAAAGAAAUCAAAUCGUGGAUUCUGGCCAAAAAAAUUCAAGGCGAAGAAGCUGCUGAAGUUAUUGCAUCUGUUCCUAGCAGUCUUGAUUUCUCUGACAAACAAAUCGCAAAUGAAUUUUUCGAAUUAGCUUUUAACCCUGAAGUUGUAGAACAAAAGUUCUUAAACACUUCAGCUUUAUUGGCCGCUACUAAAUUCCUUCGCUUUGGAAAUGAGAACCAGUUUGUAGUUGAAAAAGUUAUUCCUCGUCUUGCUGCAGAACUAAAGAAAGCUAUCGAAAACGAUGAAAGUGGCAAAGCUCAGGUUUACAUUAGAAGUCUAGGCAACUUAGCUUACCCUGAUAUCUUAAAGGUAUUUGCCCCCUACUUUGAAGGUCAAGUCACUGUUACCAAGUACCUGCGUACACAAAUGGUAAUCAGCCUUAAAACUUUGGCUAACAAAAAGAAUGAACAAGUUCGCGCUGUACUCUUCAGUAUCUUGAGAAACACUGCUGAACCAUACGAAGUCAGGGUUGCUGCCGCUCUGAACAUCUUUUUAGCUUUCCCCACUGCAGAGAUGAUGCAAAUUAUGGCACAUAUGACUAACGAUGACCCGAGUCUCCAAGUUCGUGGUGUAAUAGCAACCAGCAUUUCUUUUGCGGCUAAUUUGAAGGACCCACGUUUCGCACAACUGGCCAAGACCGCUCAAGCUGUUUCAAAUAUCGUAUCUAAGGAGAAAUUUGGAUACCGUGCUUCUGCCGACAGUAUCAUUGAUGACUACACUUCCAAUGAUGACCUAGCUCACUUCAGGGAAUUGUCAUACAUCGGCAGUGGCGACAGUGCCGUACCUAAGUACCACAGGACAGCGCUAAGAUUAAGAGGCAAUGGAUUGACUGAAGAGGACUGGAUGACAUGGUCCGUUUCUGAUGUGCAAAAUCUAAUUUACUCCGUGCUGGAUCUUAUAGUCGCCGAUCAAUAUCAACAGGCAGACUUAAAAUUCUCGCCCGAGAAAGUAGCCAAAGAAUUAAACAUUAAACGUGAACAUGACCCCGUUGAGGGAGCAUUCUUCAUUGACAACUUGAACCAGCAAAGACUUUUCACUUUCGGUCAAAACGACCUCCGCAGUCUUGUCAAGGAAUACUUUGGAACAGUCAAUUCACUAUUCUCUGGAAAUGUGAACCAAUUUACAAAGGUGGUAAUUGCCAAACAAGUUGUGAUCACCUUCCCUCUCGCUGCUGGUUUUCCAUUUGUUUACGUAUACAGUGAACCCACUUUGUUCGACAUUGAGAGUGUAGGCUCAAGAGCCAAUACUGGUCCAUUCAAAUUUGAUGUUAAAUUCACUUACUCAAGAAAUUUGGAUGGCAGUGUAGGUUUCUUAGACAGCUUCAGCGGAGUUUAUGCCAGCAGUGGAGUUAUUAACAAAUUACAAUUCUUUAUUCCCGCAAAACUCAGUGUCACCCCGACGCUUUUCGCAAAUAUUGAUCUUAAAUUUGAUGUUGAACUGCCUGAAAAAGACGCCAGCCUUAUUCACAUGAGUGUAUUUCCUUACACAUCUCUGCAAAAAUUGUAUUCCGCAUUAGCAGUAUCUGAAGAUCCAUCCACGAAAAUCAUUGAGCGUUCUGCUCCAGUUCUGACCACUGACAUAAAUAUUGGGGAAUCUGCUGGUGUCAGCCUUAAUCUGAAGGGUCACUCAUACUCUAACGAUUUCAAGAAAAACAUUUUCGCAUCUGACAUCUUGACAAACGUUCGCAACUUGCUGUACCAGAAUGACAUCGCUUGUACUCACUUUGACUUGAAAUACGUCGCUAAGGACACUAAAAACAAAAAAGUUGCUACCACUAUACUGUUUGAGACAUUAUUCGAACACAAAGGAGAUGAAGAAUUAAAACCCGCUGGCUACCUCACUGAUCUCAUAGGCAACAGUGUAAAUCGUCGCAAAAAGCUGGCUGAUCAAGCUGCGUCGGGAAUCGAAUAUGCUAAAGUUCGCAUUGCUGAUUUCAGUGUUGUGUUUGACGGCUCAGACAAGAAAGAGUUUGUAUUUACUUCAGCCUUAGCUACCAAUCCGUUAGACAACAAAGUCCAAGCUGUUAUAUAUGCAAAUGGUUGCGUGCCAAUUAACGCAGUAAUCACGAUCAUCAAGCCUAAAACUGUUCCAUUAAACUUCGAGAAGGCUCUAAAGAAUGAAAUUAAGGUAGAAUAUGAAAUUGAUUUCAAAUACGGAAGCUCUGAAAACAUCCUUUUCAAAGGUGUUGGUCAACGCAGCAAGGAAUACACUGAAAGAUUAUCCAAUGAUCCUGUAGGAAAGCAAUGCUUGCAAGAGACCAGCAACAAGAACUUCUACCAGAAGGAUUGCUACAAAAUGAUCAUCAAGGCACACGCACCUGAUUACUUUAAGGGUACAGUGACAUAUAAAGAACUUAACCCUGUACUUCUGAACGCGACCUACAAAAUAUACAAUGUUUUCAAACAUUUUACGACUUGGGAAGAGGACGAAGAUCUAUUGAAGGCUACUGAUGAUGGUAAAGUGGAAAUCGAAGCACAAGCGUUCUACUACGACAACUACAUUAACUACAAAUUCAACACCAAAUAUGGAGAGUUUCGCAUGAACAAUGUCCAGGGACGUUCCUACUACCCCUAUGCUAUGGCUAUCUACGAGCCCAUAACCCAUUGGGAGCGUUCUUACAACUGGUUCACAGGCUACCAACAUUUGCCUUUCUGUACUGUGGACGACCACAAGAUCCGGACAUUCAGUGGCCGCAGCUAUGACUACAGGCUGACUGAAUCCUGGCACGUUGCUAUGGUGGACGAAUCAGGAGAGAAUGGCAACAAAAUAGUCAUCCUAGUUAAGAGAUCUGGUGGUAGCGACGAGGUCUACGUAUCUUACACUACUAAAUCGGGCUACUACGUGGAGAUUCAAAUUAAUUCCAAGUCAUACGAAGUUACCAGUAACGCUAAGCAGGUUGCCGAAGAAGCGGUCACCACAUACUUUGACGAAAUAUUCAAGGUUCCACUCGUGGAGUACUACUACGUUAUCGAAGACGACUAUCAAGUGUACAGCUUGAACAAUGGAGCCAUUCGUUUCAUUUACGACGACAACCGCCUUGUCAUCUUCUCUGACGACCACCGCAGCACCACCAGGGGUCUCUGUGGACAGAGCACUUCCCAACCCAGCGACGACUACAUGACUCCUUACGGUCUGGUGGACCUUCCCGAGCACUACGGAGCCUCCUUCUCUUUGGAAGGUGAAGGCAGCGACCCUAAGACUGUAGAGCUGAAGAAGGAAGCUAAGCUGAAGGCGUACCAGCCUGUCACCCAGUACACGAACAUCCUCCGCUCUGAUGAUGCCUGGAGCAAGAUCAAGAACGAAUCCAUUAAAGAAUUGUAAAUUGACCUGCAAUAAUAACGAACCUAAAAGCAUGUCGUACGGACCAU